This is a messenger RNA of Elgaria multicarinata webbii, 1847 nucleotides long. RefSeq lists its product as uncharacterized. The record is from RefSeq and is a predicted model, not a curated record. Gene Ontology annotation, cellular component: cytoplasm. NCBI's taxonomy places the organism in Eukaryota, Metazoa, Chordata, Lepidosauria, Squamata, Anguidae. The transcript is spliced from 4 exons. Bases 150 to 1766 code for a protein of 538 amino acids.
CUGCCUGAGCGAGCGAGCGACCGAGGCGGCGGCGGCGGCGGCGGCGGCAUCCGGCCCGGAAGAGAAGGCCGCAUCCAGGGGCUGUGGCGGAGGGGGCUGCGCAGGCCGCUCGCGGUAUUCCUGUCAACGCUUGUGACUUCGGCGGCACCAUGCCCAAGAGAAAGGCCGUCCAGCCGCUGCAAAGGCUGUGCCUGGAGAACAUCGCUAAGAACAUGCAGCUCUUCUGGGCCAAGGACUACACGGACAACUACCUGGACGAGUACCAGUUUCGUUACAUCAUGGGACCCUUCAGCGAGCUGGCUGGCUCCCUUGUCCAAGAGCUGCUCCAGUUAAUGGGGGAGAGACGGUGCUUGACCCGUGCUGUGCUGCACUUGCUUGUCGUGCCGCAGCUGAAGGAGCUGAGUUUGAGUGCCUGCCCAAAGCUGGUCAGCAAGGCCAUCACCCAGAUUAUCACAGUUCGCUGCAAGAAUCUGUCCUCGCUGGAUCUCCAGGGCUGCAGCCGGAUCCCCACAGACGCUCUGGUUGACUUAAUGGAAGGUUUGCCUGGUCUCACAAAACUCGACCUCUCCGAGACCCAGUGCAACACACAGGUCUUGUCAGCUGUGGGUUCCUGCUGCCAGCAGCUUCGCGAACUGGACAUCUCUCUCUGCAAGAGACUCUCCCCGGCAUCCCUCCUCCACCUCGCUUACGACCCCACGGCGGGCUCCCUCUGCUGCCCAGCACUGCAGGUCCUCUGCGUGGAUGGCCUCUGUCCCACCGCUCACAGCCAGGACUUGUUCUGGGUCCUGGCCUUUCUGCUGCUGGCAUUGCCCAGCCUGAAGUCCUUGGAAAACGAGUUUCUCACGGACGCGCUGUGUCUGAUCCACAAGCAGAAGUUUAAGAGUGCCCCGAUCACCCCUGGGUUUCCCUCCCUGGAGGAGCUGGCACGGGGCAGGAUGUCCGCUUGCGCGGACGAGAAAAGCCCAAGGCUCACCCUGCCUCUCAAGGAAAUCAUCGAGGUGAGCGAGGAGGCCGUGCCCAUGGUCUGUGCCGUGUGCCCACACUUGGCCAAGGCAUCGGUGAAUCUUGAAGACGGCCGCCGUGGCCUGAGCCAGACCUUCCUGUCGUGGCACCACCUCACCCACCUGACUCUGGACGGCUCGGAAAUGCGGGGGCUGCGGGCGCUGCGGGAAAUUCUGCCCGUGAUGGCGCACAUUGGGGGGCAGCUCCAGUCCCUCGCCCUCGACGGCUUCUCCGCUGAUGAUGAGCUCUCCUUCCACACCCUGCUGGGGCACUGCCCGAACCUCCGGAAGCUCAGCGCUUCCCUCUUCUAUUCAGCGAGGCCUCGCCACGGGGAGCCCUUAAAAGGAGACGCCAGCCUCCCGCCCCACAAAUUCCCUCAGCUUUGUGACUUUAGCCUGCUGCUCUCUGACUUGCACGAUGCCCUCCUUUCCCGGCAGGCAGUGACGUUGAGAGCCAGCCUCGUGUCCCUGCUCAAGCAUUCCCCGGCCCUGGAAACGGUGCACCUCUCCUGCCUGCCUUUCUCCCUGGAUGAGGUGUUCGAGGCGGUGCUGCAGCCCCGUGGCGCUGCCCUGCGUCACCUCUGCGACCUCUCGCUGAGCCAGUGCAAGGUGUCCAGUAAGGCCGCCCACCUGCUCUUGUCCUCAGAUAAUCGUCUGAGAUCCCUCCACUUGUACAGAUGCCCAGAGAUCCACCGCAGAGACUAUGAUAAGCUCCUUAGGAGAGUCGGCAAGGAAAGCCUUGAGCUGCAAAUCCAGUGGGACUGAAAAGUCUCCCUCUACGACCCGGAACGGCAACUCUGCUGGGGCCCCGAGCGCACUCACGCUAAUAAAGUUGGGAUGAUAUAA